This is a messenger RNA of Hippocampus zosterae (dwarf seahorse), 2019 nucleotides long. Its product is annotated as peptidyl-prolyl cis-trans isomerase FKBP8-like. Bases 48 to 1349 code for a protein of 433 amino acids. Lineage: Eukaryota; Metazoa; Chordata; Actinopteri; Syngnathiformes; Syngnathidae. The transcript is spliced from 8 exons. Gene Ontology annotation, molecular function: peptidyl-prolyl cis-trans isomerase activity; protein binding. The record is from RefSeq and is a predicted model, not a curated record.
GCCGUCGAAGCCCUCGGAGGCACGGCGAGCGGCGGGCCGCCGCCUAAAUGGAGCCGCGGCCCGGCUGCGAGGAGGAGCCUGCCCUGACACGGGCGAGGGAGCCCGCGCCGACGGCGGCCCCCGAGGGAAGGGGGGAGCGGUCGAGUAGGACGGAGAAGGAUGGCGGCGAGAGUCCCGGAGGAGACGGCGCUCGGGACGACUUUGAGAGGCCCCGAGUCCGAGGAGGGGAAGGGGCGCGGACGCCCAAGAAGACGGUGCGCUUCCGAGAAGCGUCCGCAGACGAGCCGCUGGCGGAGAGGGCCGGAGAGGAGACGAGCCUUUUUCCCGACUGCGCCCCGCAGGAGUGGAGCGGCGUCUCCUUCGACGAGCUCUUCCAGAAAGAAGACUGGCAGCGGCUCACAGACGAGCGACUGCUGUGCAAGAAGGUGCUGGAGCCAGCCGCCCCCGGCGCCCCUCGGCCCGUCUGGGGCCAGCAGGCCACGGUGAAGAUGCAGGCCGUCCUGGAGGACCGCACCGUCGUGGAGAAGGACCGCAAGCUGCUCUUUACUAUCGGCGAAGGAGACGUGAGCCGGGCGCUGGAGGAGGGCGUCGUGUCCAUGCGCAGGGGCGAGACGGCGCUGCUGCUGGCCCAUUCCCGCUACGCCUACGGGCCGGCGGGCAGAGAGCCCGACGUCCCCGCCGGAGCUCCUCUGCUCUACCAGCUGCAGCUGCUGGACGUCAGCGACAAAGCGGACCCGCUGAAUCUGCCGCUGUCCGACCGCAUCCGCGCCGGCAACCGCAAGCGGGAGCGAGGCAACUUCCAUUUCCAGCGGGAGGAGUACGGCGAGGCCGCGCGAGCCUACCGGAUGGCCCUGGAUGUGCUCACCACCUGCGGCGGGGAUGCCGGCGAGGAGGACGAGCGAGAGGUGCGCCACUACCGGGUCAAGUGUCUGAACAACCUCGCCGCGGCGCUGCUCAAACUGGAGCGGCGCCGGGAGGCGCUGCUCGCCAGCCGCGAGGCGCUUGCCAUCGAGCCCGACAACGUCAAGGCCCUCUACAGGGCGGGAAAGAUCCUGUCGGACGCCGGCGACUACGGGGAGGCCGCGCGGCUGCUGAAGAAAGCCUUGAAGCUGGAGCCCGGCGCCAGGGCCAUCCACGCCGAGCUUUCCAAGCUGGUGAAGAGGCGGUCGGGCGGCGAGGCCGCACGCCAUGGCAAAGCGAAGGCCGCCGAGAUGUCGGGCGACGACGUCGCGCCUUUUUCCCUUCCCUCCAAAGCAACAUGGCCCAUCUCGUGGAAGCUGAUGGCGGGAGCUCUGCUGGUGGCGCUGGGCGGCUUGCUGGCAUCGCUCAUCCUCCCUGCAAGGAAUUGAACAAUUGAGCGUCCUCCCUCGCUUACGCCUCCUUUUGUUGCCAUCGAGUUCGAUUUUCAGGGACGUCCGCACGUUGACUGUACAUAUGCACGCGCGCAUACAACGGAGGGACUGAAAACGGUCGGCCUUGAAAAAAUGAAGGUCGCUCAUCAAGAGAGAAAAGGCAAACCUUUCGGAGGUCGACUUGCAGUCUGGCACGCGAAGGGGCGCAGCGAAGCUGACCAAAUAGGAGCGAGCCUUCCCACUUGUUUGUUGCCUCUCCGCUUCGAGGUCUCCGACUGAACACAAAACAAACAUUGCGCACUCAACUCACAACGACCGCAAAGGGAAAUGGCAAAGAUUUAAUGGCGCGUGCGUGUCUGCGGCCGUUUUGCGAUCGGCCACGAAGCCAGCCGCGGCCAUUUGAACGCAACAGAAGCGACAAGUGUCGCCGGGUCACAACACCUGCGUCCGGCGAGCGAUUGCUUUUCGCGCCGAGCGGAUGUCUGGCUCCUGCUGCCCCCUGGCGGCCGAGACAGAACGUCCGCCGAGUCGGCCCGGCCGGCUGAGCGCCGUCGGAGGCGUGGCCCUCUACCCUUGACUCCGCCCACACGGACUCGCUCGCCCUUCCAAAUGCAGUCAGUCGUGAGGGGGGGCCGACUUGGCGACCUUCUGGCUCUUUUGAGAGACG